CUCUCCUUCGCUCUGGUGAAGAUGGUGAUGAAGCCCCUGCCCCCCGAGCCGGCUCCCAGCGCAGCCGGCGAGAUGAAGAAGGUGGUGGCCCUGUAUGACUACUCGCCCAUGAACGCGCAGGACCUGCAGCUGCAGAAGGGCGAGGAGUACUUCAUCCUGGAGGAAAGCCACCUGCCCUGGUGGAAAGCCCGCGACAAGAACGGGAGGGAAGGCUACAUCCCCAGCAACUACGUCACUGAAACCAGCAAUUCCCUGGAGAUCUUUGAGUGGUACUCCAAGAACAUCACCCGGAGCCAAGCAGAGCAACUGCUGAAGCAGGAGGGGAAGGAAGGGGGCUUCAUUGUCCGAGACUCGACCAGCAAGACAGGCAAAUACACCGUCUCCGUCUAUGCCAAGUCCUCUGUGGACCCCCAAGGCACAAUUCGCCACUACGUCGUAUGCUGCACCCCCCAGAAUCAGUACUACCUGGCGGAAAAGCACCUCUUCAACACCAUCCCGGAGCUCAUCACGUACCACCAGCACAACUCUGCCGGGCUCAUAUCCAGACUGAAAUACCCCGUGUCUCAACACCAGAAAAGUGCUCCUUCCACAGCUGGCCUCGGCUACGGGUCGUGGGAGAUUGACCCGAAGGAUCUGACUUUCCUGAAGGAACUGGGGACAGGGCAGUUUGGAGUGGUGAAGUACGGGAAAUGGAGAGGCCAGUACAACGUCGCUAUCAAGAUGAUCAGGGAAGGCUCCAUGUCAGAGGAUGAGUUUAUCGACGAAGCCAAAGUCAUGAUGAACCUGUCUCAUGAGAAGCUGGUACAGCUCUACGGGGUCUGCACCAAGCAGCGUCCUAUCUUCAUCAUCACUGAGUACAUGGCCAACGGCUGCCUCCUGAACUUCCUGAGGGAAUCUCGGCGGCGGUUCCAGCCCUCUGAGCUGCUGGAGAUGUGCAAGGAUGUCUGUGAAGCUAUGGAGUACCUGGAAUCCAAGCAGUUCUUGCACCGAGACCUGGCUGCUCGCAACUGUUUGGUGAACGACCAAGGAAUUGUGAAAGUCUCAGACUUCGGCCUUUCCAGGUAUGUUCUGGACGAUGAGUAUACAAGCUCCAUGGGGUCAAAGUUUCCAGUUCGGUGGUCGCCCCCUGAAGUCCUUCUGUACAGCAAGUUCAGCAGCAAGUCUGACGUCUGGGCUUUUGGUGUUCUGAUGUGGGAAGUUUACUCCCUGGGAAAGAUGCCUUAUGAGAGGUUUAACAACAGCGAGACAACAGAGCACGUCAUCCAAGGCCUGCGCCUCUACCGACCGCAGCAGGCCUCAGAGCGGGUCUAUGCCAUCAUGUACAGCUGCUGGCAUGAGAAAGCUGAGGAGCGCCCCACGUUCACCAUGCUGCUGGCCAGCAUCCUGGACAGCACGGACGAGGAGCCGUGACCGUCCGAGCUGGGCCGUCGCUGCCCGCUCGCCCCUGCCUGGCACCGGUGGCUGGGACC
Molecule: messenger RNA, 1469 nt
Organism: Struthio camelus australis
Lineage: Eukaryota; Metazoa; Chordata; Aves; Struthioniformes; Struthionidae
Source: RefSeq, a predicted model, not a curated record